This is a messenger RNA of Protopterus annectens (West African lungfish), 8903 nucleotides long. RefSeq lists its product as uncharacterized. The transcript is spliced from 3 exons. Gene Ontology annotation, molecular function: patched binding; calcium ion binding. Gene Ontology annotation, biological process: smoothened signaling pathway; intein-mediated protein splicing; regulation of gene expression. The record is from RefSeq and is a predicted model, not a curated record. Gene Ontology annotation, cellular component: membrane. Lineage: Eukaryota; Metazoa; Chordata; Ceratodontiformes; Protopteridae. Bases 10 to 7980 code for a protein of 2656 amino acids.
UCCAGACAAAUGAUGAGUCCUGCACAGCUAUCAUGCCUCUGCAAGAUUAUUUUGCUCCUUUUCUUCUUAUACCAUGGAGAUUCACAGACAAACCUGGGCAUGGAUGUCGAUAUGGAUUUUGAUAUGGAUGUAGACAUGGAUCCUAAUAAGAUGGAUAUAGACAUGGAUCCUAAUGAGAUGGAUAUAGACAUAUAUCCUAAUGACAACAAUCACAAUAGUGAGCUGCAGGUUUACUAUGUAUUAGGACCUGAAGGGUGCCUACAAAAAGACAAGGCAUUUAAAAAUUUCUAUGAAAAAUAUUUUACAAAAAAAAAGAACAUGAAAAUAAAUGUAGUCCUUCUACAAGCAAUUCGGCAUGAAGAUGGGUCUUAUACCCCAAAGAUCAUUAUUCCUGAUCAAAAUACAGAAAAUGUUGCAAAACAUCAACUGGCAACUGCAAAAAACAUAAAAAUUAUCACAGUGGGUCAUGGAGGAUAUGGUGUUCCAGGAGGAAGAGAUGUAAACGUUCCUUUGGAAUACAGUAUUAAUUCCAUGUCAGCAGAGACAUUAGCAAAAGCUGUCAGCAAAAUAAAAUUUGAUUUUCAUUUGGAUAAUAAUGCAGAAAUACAUAUGCGUUGCAUAAAUUGCAAUGCUGGAAGAUGGACUGCACAAAAGUACAUGUCAGAGUUUCUCACUAAAGUAAACAGUUUAGGAGUCAACAUUGAGACAGUAGUGUCAUACAGAACAUUUGUUUAUACAGCAGAAGAAUUUAAUGUAGGAAUACCUCAUGCGGAUGAUAAACAAGCAGAGUUUAUUGCACAGCUUUCAAGCAAUGUGUAUGAAAAAACAAGAAAAGACAUAACUGAUUAUUUGAUUGAAGAGUUAUUUCAACCACAAAAUAAUAAAGUAACAAAUGGCAUGAAAGUAAAAUAUAAUUAUAAAAAUGGCGUUGUAGAACGUGAAGUUGUCAUAUUGGGCAACAGACAAGAUACAGCUUCGAGAGACUUAGUUAGUGACAUUAUACUAGAAAGUGAUAAUCGUCAAGUAACUUCUGACAUUGAAGAACGGUUUGUGAAACAGGUAACUUGUGCCACAUAUGGGAGGAGAAGAAGGAGAAGGAAUCUGUGUGACAUUCAAAGAAAAUAUAACGACAAUGAAUUCACUCUGGAUGAGACAUCACUGAGGGUAAAAGAGGGCAAACUUAUUGGUCGUAUGGUUAGUAAAAUUAAUUCAGAUGAAAGUCAUCUUAUUUCUGUACCUGUAGAUGAAUCUAAACUACUUUAUACAAAGCAAAUCCAAGAAGACUUAAACUAUGUCAAAUACAACAGAAACAAUGCCCUGCAGAAACUGAAUCGAGCCAUGGCGAUUCAAGGAAUUGCAUUUGGGUUCCUCGCCGCAGGAAAAUAUUUGCAUGAUAAUAAUACAACAAGAGGUAUUGUUACUCUAUCACAAUCCCUACAUGGGCUUGGUGAACUAUCAGGGAUCAAUCAGAAAGUAACCACAAUGUCCAGAAAAGUUCUUCAAAAUGCAAUCCAGAAAAGUGCACAGACACUAGGUAUGGAAAAAGCAAUAGGGAAAAUUGGAAACUCUGUGGAAAAGCUGGGAACAACUGCUACUGGUAAAUUCCUUAAAUCAGUUCCUUUCAUCAAUAUGGGGUUUAACUUCUAUUUUAUAGCAGAAGACUCCACUGAAAUACAGAACAGCAAUAAUACAGACCCUGAACAAAGGAAAUAUUUUGGCUUGAAAGUAACUGAACUUGUCUUAGAUGUUACCACAACGGCAUUAUCCCUAACAGAACUUGCUUUUCCACCUGCUGCAUUAUUCUUAGAACCUGUUAUUAUUGGUUUAUCUAUAGUUAGAAUGUCUAUUGGAGACUUCUAUUGUGAUAUUGUGAGUGAACUGGACAAGUUGCCCAAAAAUGCCAAUAAUGUGCAAAAAAUGAAAGCCUUUCUAAAUGGAUUGAAAAAUGGUGCACUAGAUUUUGGAACUGGAGGAUUACGUAGGGAGAUGUCUGAAAUUAAAAACCAAUAUGAGGAAAACCAAGAGCUACUUCAAAAUCUAUCCAUUCCUGACUCAUAUUACAAAAUUACAGCAACGGAUAGUAACUUUGAUACAAUAGACUUCAUUGAAGGAAUUUUGUCACAGUAUGGAGGCCUGAUAACACUGAACCUUUUUAAUGAUGGAAACAUUUCUAUAUCAAUAGGAGGAGUUCCUGAUGGGCAUGGAGGAGUUAAGACAAUUGUAAAAACAUUUUACAAUCCUAAGAUAAAAAAUAUUGUUCUAGGAAUAGGUGAAUCAAUACAAUUUAUGUACAAGAAAAAAUCUGCUCAUCUCUGGUGGAUCAUACCUGUGAAAUCUUGGGAUAUAUUUUGUGGAGAAAUCAAGCAACAUUAUUCUAUUUUUGGUACCUACUAUGGAAAUGAUAAGGCCAAUACAUUUAUUGCCCCUCAGCAAGUACCUUCAUAUGCUUCUAGAAUUAAAACUAAUGAAUGUUCCAGUAGUAAUCCAGACUUGAUGUAUGUCUCAAAAAAUUAUCAUUAUACUAUCUAUGGUCAUGGAGGUGAUGACAGCUUCUUCUUAGGGCCACAGAACUCCAUUCUAGAAGGGGGAGAUGGUAAUGACCUUUAUGUUUUCCCUACUACUGGUACCACUGCAGAAAUAGAUAACUUUUCCCAUGAUAUGCACAAUGAUCUAUUGUUAAUCAAAGCACCUUUUAGUCAUAUUGAGUGCAAAAGAGACCAUUCAGAUCUUGUGAUCAUUUAUGGAAAAGAGCACAAACUCAAAAUCAGGAAUUGGUUUACUAGCACAAAUGUUAAUUACUAUCGACAUAUGACCUUCCAGUCUUCUGAUGGUGUUCUAUUUACUGCAGAAGACCAAGGACUAAGAAAGGGCAAAUUUCACACAAUAUGUAUUCCAGAAACUCUAGACAAAACAAAGUCAGUUAGUCCUGUGAAACUGUGUCUUUCAGGCGAGUAUGAAACAGUCACCAAAGUAAUUGGAUCCAACUUUAGUGAUACAAUAACUGGUAACAAUAAAAAUAAUGUUCUCAAUGGUGGUCCUGGGGCAGACAGACUAGAAGGAGGACCUGGUGCUGAUACAUACGAUGUUUACUCUGGGGAAGGCUGUGAUACUAUAACAAAUUUUGCUACGGAUGAUAUGCUAGAUGUUGUCUUCUUUCAUGUACCUUUUAAUCAAAUCAGUUUUGUUUUGUUGGAUAAAAUUCACCUUCAGCUUUCUGAUAUUAGUGACCCAAUUAAAACAUGUGUAACGUUAGAGGACUGGGGUAAGAACAGCAGUUUCCAACACGUAGCAUUUACAAGCUCAGAUCAUGUGACCUUCCACAUAUCUGAAGACAAAAACUCAGGGAUUAUUAUUACUCCACUGACCAUAGACUUCAGUAUGCAUGAGCAGGGUAUCACCAUUGACUUGUCUGCUGGUGACAAACGUUUAGAAAGCGUUGUAACAAUUUUUGAUUCUCCAUAUGAUGAUCAUAUCAUUAGUAAUAAUUUUGGAAAUUUUCUCAGCUGCUCUGGUGGAACAGAUUAUUUAGAAGGGCGGGAUGGCAUGGACAAAUAUGUAUUCAAGGAUGAUUGUAAAGGAUUGGUAAUUAAUAAUUUUGCUAAAGAUAAAGUCACUGAUGUUUUAUUUGUACAACAAAAAUGGAAGGAUCUUAAAGCUGAACAGAGAAAUGCAGAUAUAAUAAUAAAGCAUUUAGAUUUACAAACAACAAUUACUCUCUUAAACUGGUCACUAGGAGAAGAUUAUCAACAUUUAGUGCUACAGUCCAGUGAUGGCAUUAUUGCAACCUUGGCCCCAAAUGCUUCUGAAAAUGACAUAAUAAUACCAUUUGAAAUCAGUCUUAAUAAUGACACAUGUAAAGAUAAAUAUAUGAUCUAUGAUUUGCUGAAAGAACCUUGGAUUAAAGUGGAACGGUUUCAAGCUAAGUCAAGCGAAUGCUCUUAUUCUGUAAUUGGAAAUGGGAUGAAUAAUUUUAUUGACCCUGGGAUUGGAAAUGCAUACAAAUACCAGUACCUGGAAGGCGGCAGUGGGACUGAUACAUAUGUCAUUGGUCACGGCUAUGGAUACGAGAAUGAAAUUAACAAUAAGGCCUACGAUGGCCAGAUGGAUAACUUAUUUCUACACAUCCUAUAUAAAGACAUUACAGUGCUGCUAGAGCAUCCACACAUUGUUUUAACAUCUAUUUCUAGGAAUGACUCGGUUGGUGUCCGGCUGCUGAACUAUUCUUUAGGGGCAGAAUACCAACACCUCAUUGUGCAUUCUUUGGAUGGGUUCUUAUUCCAAAUUGACAACAGCAUGUACCCUUAUAAGUCUGUUCAAAAGGUUUACAGUGAGUCUGUUGAAAUGAGCUGUAAUUUCUCCUUUGCCAAUGGAGAUGAAUUUGCCAAUGUUUCACAUAUUUAUGGAUCAAAAUCUCACAGCAACUUCAUCACAGGAAGUCCAAGUAGUACAUCCAUCUUAGGGGGCAAUAUGGAUGACUAUCUGCAGGGCAACAGAGGAAGUGAAAAGAUAGAAGGCCUAGAUGGUAAUGACAUUAUAAUUGCUAAAGAUGGAAAUGACAUUAUAUAUGGUGGAGAAGGUGACGAUGACAUUUCAGGUGGUGAUGGAGAUGACCUUCUUUACCCUGGUAAUGGAGCAGAUAGGAUUGAUGGAGGUGCUGGUUCUGAUACCAUUUUUUUCAGUGGAGAUAUAAAGUUAUCCAUUGGUGUCAAAGUAGAUUUAAAGACAGGAAGGGGUUACAGGGCAGAUGCCAGUGGUGAUGUGUACAAAAAUGUAGAAAAUGUACAUGGGACUCAAUUUAAUGAUCUCCUAAGAGGGAGCAGUGAAGACAAUGAACUCAUUGGUCAUUUUGGUAAUGAUACUCUAGUUCCUGAUGAUGGAGAUGAUAUUUUACAUGGAGGACCUGGAAAUGAUAUAUAUAUCUUAGACAACAGUCAUGGCAUAAAACAUAUUCAGAACUUUGCUACAGAUGAAGCGUUGGAUUAUAUAUAUGUCAGAAACUGGUCUCCACAUGAUAUGUGCUUUUUUGUCCAAAAUGAUGAUCUGAUAAUUUCACUGAAAAAUGAAAAUCCUAUCUUGGAGCUCACUGGUGAAAAUUUGCUGAUCAUUGUCUUGGAAAAUUGGAGUACUAACCACUCUUAUAACCAACAUAUGGAUUUUGUCUUUGGAAACAUGACAAUUAUACAUUCUGAUUAUUUUAACUUGGCAAAUGAUAUAACAGCUUCUAUUAAAACCCACAAUAUUACAGAACCAACAGUAUACCUGAAACGCCUUAAUAAUUCUUCAGUUGAGGUAAGCAUAAAAACAAGUGAUUAUAGAGCCAUGCCUAACUCAUCCUAUGCACUAAUGGUGACAAGUGAUUUAUUUGAAGAGUACAGUUUCCCAGUAGGUGACUCUAUCAGGAUUAAUGGACUUCUUUCUGGAGUGCUGUAUGCUUUUCAGCCAUACUUGGUGAAGUGUGGCAUUCCCAUUAUAUAUUUUAAUAAGACUGAACUCAGAACAAUACCCAGCCCUCCAUCAUUUCUUACAAUAGUUCAUAUUACCCACAAUACCAUCUGGGUAAGAUGGUCAACUCCAUCCAAGCACAUGGAUCCCCAAAGUGACAGUUAUUCAUACAUGCUUCACAUAAUGAAAUACAAUGACAGUGCAGAGGCUACAUUCACUACCAAUGAAACGCAUUUGGAAAUACAUAACUUGCAGCCAAAAUCAGUGUACUUAAUAAAUAUAUGUGCUCAAACUGGGGAUGCCAAAAGUAGAUAUGUUUCAUUUCCUGAAAUAAAAACUAAAAACAUAUGUACAGACUUUGCUGCACCUGAAGGAACCAUUGUCAUAGAUGAAAAGAUAACUCGAAAUAGAGCUCUUGCUGUGAUCGAAUGCUCAGAUGGUUACUAUCUUGCUGCAGAUUCUGAAAUCCCCUGUGAAGAACAGCAUCCUGAAAUCAGCCCACCUUGCCUGCCCAAGAACUGCACCACUGGUACUGGAGUGGUUUUACAUAAUGAGUUAUUUGUAACAGAAUGCCUUGGAUACAGCUUUAGAAGCAUCUGCAAAUUUGGCAACUUAGAUCCGCCACAGCCUGCCUGUUGUCCUUCUUUGCCCAAAAUCAAUAAUGCCUGGUCACAAACUGAAAAGCACCCAGAUUCAAUUCAUCUUAACUACCACUGUACGUUUGGAUAUGCUGUUGAAGGAAGACAUUCUUUUGAAUGCAUAUUAAAUAAAGGAAUAUGGGUACCAUUUCCUGCAUUUAUUAUGCAUUGUGUUCCAAUUUUAUGUCCAGCAGUACCUUUGGUCUCCCAUGGCAAAUACAGGUCAAUGGAAAAUAUUGCCCAGUACAAACAUGGGGAUGCAUUACAAUUAGUGUGUGAUAAACACUAUCAUGUUUCAUCUGGAAAGUAUCUGCUGUGUUUUAAUGGCCACUGGAUCGGUUUGGGGUCAUGUGAGCCAGAUUACAUACUUAAAUAUGGUAAUGAAGAUCUCUAUACUGUCUGGGGAAUUCCUUAUAUCUGGAAUGGUAUUGACUUUGAAGAAGUUUCAUUUAGUCAUAACGUACGUGGAAACUUAUACUGCACAUUGAGAGGAUUAGAAUUCCUAAAAGUUAGUGAUGGAUAUGGCACAGUCACAGUUUACUGCAGGAAAAUACGACUUAUUAAGAUAUUCAUAUCAGACUAUGAAGGCAUUCUUCAAGUAAACAUUGAUGGAGAAUGGAAGGAUGCAUGCACUGAACGAUCCCACAAAGAAGCUGCACAUAUAUGCAGAAAAUUAUUCCCAGGGACUGACUGGACGUCCUCACUUAUUUACAAUGGGUAUCAGUUUCACACUGAGUAUGCUUACAGCUGUAAUAGUGGUUGUCGUUUUCGGAAAACAAGUAAAAUGUGCAACAUGGCACUGCGAUGUAGAAAUAAAUGUGAUGCACCUGUAAUUCCAAAUGGCUAUGCAGAAUGCGAAUCCACGUAUGAAGGACAGUAUUGUUCAAUAAGAUGCAAACGAUUAUAUGUUCUGGAAGGUGAAUCACAUAUCCAAUGCACUCCUUCUGGAUGGAGUUCAUAUCCAUACUGCAUUGAAUCUGGACAAUGUGGAUAUGAUUAUGAGACUGGGCCUCACUUCAUUGCCUGUCUGCAGAAACUGUGGGAAGAAGCUGGGUGUGAUCUUAGAGCUGACAAGGCACCUCCAAAAUACAGAGACUGGGUUGACAUGUGGAAUGAGAUGACAGUAAAGGAAGUUAAAGAACAUAUGGAAAGCCUUCCUGUUAACAGGAAUGAUCUAUUUCACUAUAAUCCUGACUGUGAGGUGGAUGAGGAAUGCUUUCCAGCAGAGGCCAUGGUACUUGUUGAAAAUGGAACCAGAAGACCCAUGAGAGACCUGCAGCUUGGCGAUAAGGUGCUGGCAGUUACUCCAACUGGUGAACUUACCUUCAGUGAAAUUAUCAUGUGGUUGGACAGAAGGACUGAUGCAUUUGAAAGGUAUCUAAUCGUACAGGUUGAGAAUGACAAUGCUACCUUGUAUAUUUCACCUGAUCAUGUCCUUUUCCUCUCCCCUCAUAAUUCAUCAUUUUUAUCAGAGAGGGUACCCGUGUUCGCUAAAGAUGUUCGCCCUGGACAUCUGCUGUACAUCUAUGACUCCAGUCUGCACAUUCUCCAACCAAAACGAGUGAAGAGCAUUUAUGAAGCUAAAAGCAUGGGCGCUUAUGCCCCACUAACUAUGGUGGGGACACUUGUAGUAGAUGAUAUUGCAGUAUCCUCAUACGCCCAGAACUGUGACCAGCAGCUGGCCCAUCUCUCAUUUGCCCCAUACAGAUUCUACCACAUGAUUCAAAGAUACCUUGCUUCUGUGUUCCCUCUACUCACCGAGAUGGAGUCUCGGAUGCAAUAUCAGAAUGAGGAAGGAAUUCACUGGUAUGCUAAGGCCUUGUAUCAGGCUGGCUUAUGGUGGGGAUAUCCAUUUGGUGAAACCUGCAACCGCCAUGAACUGAAUAUCUAUAAUUAUUAAGGAGGCAACAACAAUUUUAAAUAUUUGUAGUGAAUAGCUUUAAUGUCUGCUUUUGUAAAAAUCUUUCAUUAUUUUAUUUGCUUGUAUUAAGUUAUAACCUUAUCUCAGUCACAGAGCUUGCAUGGAGUUCCUAUGUAAAACUACCAUUUUUGUAUAAAAUUAUUUCUUGAACUGACCACUAGACUAAACAUGGGUUUAUCAGUGACAUGUAGAUUGCAGACAUGGCUUUUGUUUUCUAGUUGGAACUGGUCAGCAAUGAGGCAAUAACCUCUCCCCUGUAGGGACCAAAAGAUUAUUAGUACUAUCUCAGUGAUUCCACAUAAAAAGCAAAGUCAACUCCAGAAAAGUGAAAAUUUUGAAAAAAAGACCCCCCUCCCACAGACCACAAUAUAAUUAUUAUACCAUCCAGGCAUUGAUUAUUUCCCCUUUGAUGCAUCAUCAGAAAAGAAGGAGGGGUAUACAGUACCUCAUUAGAGGAGCCAAACUGGACUGACACAUUGAGCACAUAAAACUGAACAGCAUGACAUUUGACUUGAGGGUCCAUCACCAGGAGGGCAGACAUUAGGAGAAUAUUGGAUAAGAGGGUAGGAAGCCUAUCUGACACUCUGCCUAUAAGGGAAUCUGGGGGAGGGGUUAUUUUGAUCAGAUAAGUGAGGCAGACCAUUAGUAUCCUUUGAAACUCUGGCCUACUUGUAGUAAAAAAAAAAGCAACAGAGCAAAAGGAUGACAAAUGAAAAUUGUGAAAAAGUGUGCUAAUAGAACAGCUAUAGGUAGGAAAUUAAUGUUGUUCAAAUUAUAUAAACUGAGAAGUGGAAGAAAACCUGCAAAAAGAAGGGUGCUAGAUGUGACUAUUCAUCUAGGACCAAUGAGCUGGCUGGAGCAAGCUAAAAGCAAUAUGUGCAUGACAGCAACUCUGUGUGUGU